Coffea eugenioides is the source of this 4133-nucleotide messenger RNA. RefSeq lists its product as uncharacterized. The record is from RefSeq and is a predicted model, not a curated record. Gene Ontology annotation, biological process: peptidyl-threonine phosphorylation; peptidyl-serine phosphorylation. The coding region runs from base 323 to 3691 and encodes 1122 amino acids. Gene Ontology annotation, molecular function: ATP binding; protein binding; protein serine/threonine kinase activity. NCBI's taxonomy places the organism in Eukaryota, Viridiplantae, Streptophyta, Magnoliopsida, Gentianales, Rubiaceae. The transcript has 11 exons.
CGCCCCCCGCUCCUCCCCUUUCUUCCUCCUCUUCUUUCUAGGGUUUCUUUCUCUCUUGUCUUCUCCCGCCACCACCAACACCUCCAUCUCCUCCUCCUCUUCAGGCCUAAAACUCUCCCCUUCCUACUUCCAGAGUUGCACACACUUGCUCACCUCUCUUUUGGUAUCACAUGCGUGUCUGUGGAUGUCCAUUGAACUUUAUGCUCAACUUUCACUCAUUCCAGCCCUAAUUAUUGCACCCCAGGGAAGGAACUCAUUCUUUUUUUAAUCAGGGUUUUUUUUGUUUGAAUUGAAUUUUGUCGGGAUUUAAGCAGCAGAGACAAUGCAGGUUAAAGAAUUGAAAGAAACUGAGAAUUCUGUGGAAAACCCUGGUGAAAAGUCUGUUGAAGUUGCUGAGAAGAAGCCUUCAGAUGAGAAAUCAGUCGAAGAGCGCGAUGAUUUUGAUUCGAUUCUUGAUGUUUCGGCAAAAAGUUUUGAUUUUCCUGUUUUGGAAGGGGCCGAGAAGUCUGUAGAGGUUCUGUAUUUGUACAAGAAUGUUUUUAAUUUGAUUCCCAGAGGAGUGGGGAGCUUAAAGUAUUUGAGAACUUUGAAGUUUUUCGCGAAUGAGUUGAAUUUGUUUCCUGGGGAGUUUAAUGAUUUGGGUGGGUUGGAGUGCUUGCAAGUGAAGGUGGCCCAGGCGCCCGGGUUAGGUGGGUUGGACUUGGGGAAGUUGAAGGCUUUGAAAGAAUUGGAGCUGAGUAGAGUGCCUUUGAGGCCAUCUGCAUUUCCUGUUUUGAGUGAACUUGCUGGAUUAAAGUGCUUGACUAAGCUCUCUGUUUGCCAUUUUUCCAUUAGAUUCCUCCCUCCAGAAAUUGGACGCCUUAAUAGAUUGGAGUACUUGGACCUUUCAUUCAAUAAGAUGAAGAAGUUACCGACUGAGAUAACUUUCUUAAACUCCUUAGUAUCUCUGAAAGUUGCCAACAAUAAAUUGGUUGAGCUACCUUCCGGUCUGUCUUCUUUACAAAAGCUGGAGAAUUUGGAUCUCUCAAACAAUAGGUUGACAUCCUUUGGGUGUCUGGAACUCGAAUCAAUGCAUAACCUUCAGAGAUUAGAUCUUCAGCACAAUAAGCUUCUUAGUUGCUGUCAAAUACCUUCGUGGAUAUGCUGCAAUUUGGAGGGAAAUGGCAAUGAUUUGUCAAAUGAUGAAUUCAUCAGUUCUGCUGCAGAAAUGGAUGGUGUAGAAUGCGUAGUUGAGGAACCCUGUGAUAGUGGAGGCUCUUCUACAACAUCAUUGAAUCAUUCAAGUGGGUCAUCACCUAAUAAUAAAUGUUUUGCUGCACGCAAAUCAAAAGGAUGGAAAAGACGGUAUUCCUUGCAGCAAAGAGCUCGCCAGGAAAGAUUAAAUAACAGUCGGAAGUGGAAGGGUCAAAAUAUUGCUGCAAUCCAUAAAACUACUGAAAAAUGUUUGACAUGCAGAGACUCCGAUCUUGUGGAUGAUUCGUUUGUUGAAAGUUCAUACACCACUGUAGUUUCUGAUUUUGAUAACAAGGAAUUGUUUUCUGGUAGUGUUGACUCGGGGAGAUCAAUCGAAAAUGUUGACAAUGAAAUUGUUUUGAAGAAGGAUUAUUGUGAGAAGAAAUGUUCAUGUGAUGCGCUUGAAUCGUUUCAAAGUGCCUGUACCAAGCAUGAAACAGCCUCUCUAUCAGAUGCUAGUAGUAUGCCAGACGACUGCUUGUAUCCUGAAGCAUCUAGUAGUAUUUGCAAGUCUAAAAGGCAUUCUGAUGCUGAGCUUGAUAGCCCCAAACCGAGGAAAUAUAGGAGACCUACUGGCAAUCAUUCGGACGCCUCGUCCCAAUAUAGCAGGAUAUCAUUCUGUGGGGUUGAUGACUAUUUAUCGGAUGGAUUUUAUGAUGCAGGACGAGAUCGAACUUUUAUGCCCCUAUCUGUUUAUGAGAAAAAUCUGCAGCUUGACUCUCGAGAAGUUAUUCUUGUUGAUCGGGAGAGGGAUGAAAAACUUGAUGUUAUUGUGCUCUGUGCUCAAGCGCUUGUGUCACGUUUUAGGCAGAUUAAUGGUUUAAUGAAGGAAAGGGGACGUGGAGCUAUUGAUUCCUUGCAGAUUGCAUCUUUGCUUGCCUUUUUUGUUUCGGACCAUUUUGGUGGAAGUGACAAAAGUGCAGCCCUUCAAAACACCAGGAAAGCAGUUUCUGGUUCAAAUUAUAGGAAGCCUUUUGUUUGCACAUGCCCUACUGGGAAUGAUGACAGAACUAAAAGAACCACAAAAGAUAGUCUGGAUGGUGAAGAUAUUGUUUUCCUUGAUCUAUGUGAGAGAGCUCUUCAAUCUUUAAAGGCAAGACGAAAUUCUGUAGUUGUUCCUAUUGGUAGCCUGCAGUUUGGUGUAUGCAGACAUAGAGCUCUGCUUAUGAAGUACCUCUGUGACAGGGUAGAACCUCCAAUACCUUGCGAACUUGUUCGUGGUUUCUUGGAUUUUUCACCUCAUGCUUGGAAUGUAAUAGCUGUUAAGAGGGGUCAGUUUUGGGUUCGCAUGAUUGUUGAUGCUUGCCAUCCACAUGAUAUAAGAGAAGAAACAGACCCUGAGUAUUUUUGCAGGUAUGUUCCUCUGAGUAGGAUGACUGUAUCUGCUCGGAGAGAUGAUAAGUCUAGUAUGUACUGUUCGUUUCCUUCUCUCUCUGCAUGUGAUCAAACUGGAAAAACAGCAUCUACCACCCUCCUGGAGUGCAAAGUUGGAUCAGUUGAGGCAGCAGCAAAGGUGCGCAAAUUAGAAGUAUGUGGACAGUUAGCAGAUGAGAUUAGGAGUUUUGAAUUAAAUUGUUUAGGGGAAGCCAGAAUGUUGGGUUCUUUGAAGCAUUCGUGUAUCAUUAAAUACUAUGGUCAUCAAAUAUCAUCCAAGUGGUCCUCUUCGUCUGAUGGAAAAUCAGAUAUUCGUAUCUUGCAAUCCGCCAUAUUAAUGGAGUACAUCAAGGGGGGUUCCCUAAAGCUUUAUCUAGAGAAACUGGCAAGAGAUGGUGACAAGCAUGUUCCUGUUGUGUUGGCACUGUUUAUUGCAAGAGAUGUUGCAUGUGCGUUGGCAGAGCUGCAUUCCAGACACAUUAUUCAUCGCGACAUAAAAAGCGAAAACAUUUUGAUUGAUUUGGAGGAGAAGAGGGAUGAUGGUUCACCUAUUGUAAAGCUUUGUGACUUUGACAGGGCAAUCCCUCUUCGUUCAAGCUUGCAUUCAUGUUGUAUUGCUCAUACUGGGAUCCCUUCACCUGAUACUUGUGUAGGCACCCCUCGUUGGAUGGCUCCUGAGGUGUUUAGGACAAUGAAUAGACGUGACAUGUAUGGGCUGGAAGUGGAUAUUUGGUCAUUUGGGUGUCUACUUGCAGAAUUAUUGACGUUGCAAAUCCCUUACUCAGAUUUACCUGAAACAGAUAUUCACAGUUAUCUUGAGGUCGGAAAACGACCGCGCCUAACCGAAGAGCUGGAGGAAUUGACUGACUCUGGCCAGGAGUGGGAGGAUGUAGUAAUGGCUCAACUAGAGUCAGAGCCCGAGGGAUCAGAGAAUGAAUCAAGAGUACUAAAGAUUCUUGUUGCUUUGUACUAUUGGUGUACAGAGAGUGAUGUAAAAGACCGUCCAAGUGCAAAGAAACUUUACAAUUUGCUUGCACAUGCAAGCCUGACUUUUGGAUUGAAAAGCCUAGAAGAGCAAGAAUAGGUGUCGAUAGGUGUCGAUCAGGCAGUAAUUUAUUCUUGACCCAGAUUUUUGUAGCCUUAGGAAGUUGGGGAAUAGAAUUAGAUUUUAGUAGCAAUUGGUCCACUGGGACCAAGCAUACAGGGGUUACGCCUUAGAAGAGUAACAUUUCAUUUUCCAGCAUAGCCGUAGUAUGAUACAUGGUAGCUUUUAGAUGAUAGAGCAUCACGAUCAGACGACCCCCCCGGCUCUUAUAGGUAGAUUGUUUUCAUCAGAGGUUAGUUUGCCUUUGUAAUUCGUGCUCUGGUUCUGUAAGCUCUUUAUCAUUGUAUUCAUUUUCACUUCAGCCACAAUGUGGAGUCAUUUAUGCUGCUUAUGUAGUCUCCAUCACAGUGCCAAGAUGUUUGUCUGGGAAAUUCAUCAAUCUAAGUCUGAUUAUUGGCUUGAAGCUUGAAAUUGAAAAUUA